Anolis carolinensis (green anole) is the source of this 1951-nucleotide messenger RNA. RefSeq lists its product as uncharacterized. Gene Ontology annotation, molecular function: lipid binding. The transcript is spliced from 10 exons. NCBI's taxonomy places the organism in Eukaryota, Metazoa, Chordata, Lepidosauria, Squamata, Anolidae. The record is from RefSeq and is a predicted model, not a curated record. Bases 24 to 1649 code for a protein of 541 amino acids.
AGGCUAUUAAUGCAGCUGGCGGAAUGAUGAAUAGUGUAGCAGGGAUAUUCUCUUCCCCCAAGGGAACUGGGGCAGGUAUUCUCCAAGCUGGCACGCUCUCAGGAAAAGGAAGUCUAACUGUGCAAGGAUCUGCAUCUUCCCCCAAAGGAAACGAAAAGGGAGGUUCCUUACUAGAACAGUCUAUUAAUGCAGCUGGCGGGAUGAUGAAUAGUGUAGCAGGCAUGCUGUCUCCCCGCAAGGGUACUGGAGCAGAUAGUCUCCAAGCCAGCCAGCCCUCGGGAAAAGGAAGUCUAAAUGUACAAAGAUCUGUAUCUUCACCUAAAGGAAACGGAAAGGGAGAUUCCUUACUAGAACAGUCUAUUAAUGCUGCUGGCGGGAUGAUGAAUGGUGUAGCAGGAACGUUCUCUCCCCACAAGAGUACUGGAGCGGGUAGUCUCCAAGCCGGCCAGAUCUCUGGAAAAGGAAGUCUAAAUGUACAAGGAUCUGUAUCUUCCCCGAAAGGAAAUGGAAGGGGAGGUUCCUUACUAGAAAAGUCUAUUAAUGUAGCUGGCGGAAUGAUGAAUAGUGUAGCAGGAAUGUUCUCUUCUGCAACAGGGGCAGGAAAGGGAAAUGGUUUGUUCCCUCAAUCCAGCUCUAGCUCAGGGACAAAUACGGGCAAAAUCUCAGGCAGUGUAUCUUCCCCGAGGGGCAGUCGACAAGGCAAGGCCUCAGGAGUCAAUCUCCCCCGUUUCUCACGUCGGAAGCUUCUUAGUUUGGAUCUAAAUCUCCAAAAUGAAGAAGCAGGCAUUUUGCCUGGUGCUUCCCUGAAUUCACCUGGGCUUCCUAAUGACCUUCUGGGCCCUGCAUCUUCUUCACCUGCGAGCGGCCAAGAAACUGCAAACCUCCCUCCUUCCGUCAUAGUCCGUGUCCAGAAGGGAAGCAAUAACCAAGCUCUCGAGCAGCUCAAAUCAGAAGGCGGCAAGAUCCAAUUCAUCCCACUGGGACCUCCAGAAUCCUCCGGCGAUGCUCUCCUGUACCGAUACACAGCCAAGGUGACCCAUGAAGAUGGAAGCCACACCAUCCUCAACAGCGCACCCCUCUCCCUUCCCCCAAAGCAAAGCUCCCCCAUGGACAUGACUCUGAGCCCCAGCAUCCUCAGCGCACUGAUGCCAGACAUCAAAGCCAGCAGUCUUUCCGCAAAAUUGUUCGGCAACAGCGUCCUGCCAGGAGAUCUACAUUCCCUGCUCCCUAAGGACCCGUCAGGAAACGAAAUGAAAGCCAUGAUAUCCCGAAUCAGGCGACCAACUGUUUACACCCCAGCUUUAGCGAUCGCGGUUCGAAUAUGCGUCACCUCGGAAGGAAAAUGCAUCGGCAACUUAGCUUCCAUGAACAUGGAAAUUCCCGUGAAAGUUAAUUUGGAAGUUUCCGGAGACAAGGUGUUCUUCAAGAUUUCUCAGCCCAGGACUGAAGACAUAUCCAUGUCCUCUCCAGUGGCUGGCAUUGAUCUGGACCAAUACAAAGCAUGGAGUGCUGCAAGCAUGGGAAAAGCCAUCGAUAUUAUAAAUGAAAUGUCUGAAGAGCAGGCGCUCACACUGCCGAUACUGCAACACAUGAAGAACCCGGUUGUGCACGUUUCCCCGGACGCGGUGCACAUCCAAGAGAAGGCGUGAGCAGAAGAACCACGGCCACUUUGCCGGCAGGACUCUGAAUCAUGUCGAAUUGCUGCUGCUUUUUGCUUCUGACCCUGGAGCUCUUCCUCCUUCCUCCUCCCCCUCCCCUUCAACCUGCAACUGAGACUAGAAAUGGCAUUUUUGGAUGCACAAUCCACCCCUGGACUCUUUCAAUCUAUCAUUGAAAGGCGGAACAGAAACGCUAUAAAUAAUUGCAGGAUCUGAUGGACAUGCUUCCCAACUGCGCUGCUGCUUCGAAUGCAUAUGUCUGGCAAAAUUAAUAAAUCAUGCAUUGGAUAAAA